Pleuronectes platessa (European plaice) is the source of this 1566-nucleotide messenger RNA. Its product is annotated as NAD-dependent protein deacylase sirtuin-5, mitochondrial. Gene Ontology annotation, molecular function: protein-succinyllysine desuccinylase activity; protein-malonyllysine demalonylase activity; NAD+ binding. Bases 111 to 1028 code for a protein of 305 amino acids. The transcript has 9 exons. Lineage: Eukaryota; Metazoa; Chordata; Actinopteri; Pleuronectiformes; Pleuronectidae. The record is from RefSeq and is a predicted model, not a curated record.
CAAAACCAAUCCACCAAUGAGAAGAGCCCAAACCUACGACUUUACUUCCGGGUUCCUGCACGUCCUGUGGUUCCAGCUGGGCUCCGUCUAAUAACAGUUGCCACAACUUGAUGAUUGUGCGACAGUUCACCGGUCGAGCCGUGAUCACCUCCCACCUGAAUGCUCACCUGAGAAAACCCUGGGCCAGCCGAGACAUGGCCAGACCCAGUUCAGACCUGGCUGCGUUCAGGGAGAUUUUCUCCAAAGCCAAGAAGGUCGCCAUCCUGACCGGAGCGGGGGUGAGUGCUGAGAGUGGAGUGCCCACCUUCAGAGGAGCAGGGGGCUACUGGAGGAAAUGGCAAGCACAGGAACUCGCCACCCCGGAGGCCUUCUCUCGGAAUCCCUCUCGUGUUUGGGAGUUUUAUCACUACCGCCGCGAGGUCAUGCUCACAAAGAAUCCCAACCCCGCCCACCUGGCCAUCAGCGAGUGUGAGCAGCGCCUCACACAGCAGGGGAGAGAAGUCACUGUCAUCACCCAGAACAUCGACGAGCUGCAUCGCCGCUCUGGAUCCCAAAACAUCCUGGAGCUCCACGGUAGUCUGUUCAGAACCCGCUGUAUGAGCUGUGGUCACGAAGCAGCUAAUUACAAGAGCCCCAUCUGUGCGGCGCUGGCGGGGAAAGGAGCUCCUGACCCAGAAACACACGACGCCCAGAUCCCAGUUCUACAGCUGCCCAGGUGUGAGCAGACAGGUUGUCACGGUCUCCUGAGACCAGCUGUGGUUUGGUUUGGAGAAACACUCGACUCUGACGUCCUCAGCCGGGCAGAGAAAGUGCUGGACAGCUGUGACCUGUGUCUCGUGGUUGGUACCUCGUCCAUCGUGUAUCCAGCGGCCAUGUUUGCUCCUCAGGUGGCGGCCCGCGGCGUCCCCGUGGCCGAGUUCAACAUGGAGGACACGCCGGCCACCAUGCGCUUCAAGUUCCACUUCCACGGCCCCUGUGGGAGCACGCUACCCGCCGCACUCACACGCCACGAGAUGGAGCCGCAUUGAGAGUGGAGGGGGGGACACCGCAGGACCUGAUUGGUCCAACGUGUGGAGAUGGACAUGUGAAGAUAAGAAGAGGUCAAGAAAUCUGUAGAAGAAAGAUGUUUGAUUUAAGCUGCCACAGAAAUGAGAUGUGCAAUAAAGUGUGAGUUAGUUACACCUUCAGAUGCUUUUAUGAAUUCAUCAGGAAAUGACAAGAGAAACUGCUGUAGCUUUAAAUUUCAAAUCAAUUAUUGGACUUUUAAUUGUUGAACUUUAUUUCAAGAAGUUGAAGCAAAUUGUUUCCCUCCUCCAGCAGAUUGAAUGUCAGCCAGUAGGGGGCAGUGUUUAGCUGCUGCUGCUCACAGGGUCCGUGGGAGUUUCAGUUGAUUCGAGUUCUGGAGCUUUACUCAGCUUCAGUUAAACCAGUGGAACCAGUGACCGAGCUUCUCUGCCAGUCACAAGGAAAAUGGUUUUAAUUUGGAAUGUUUUGUCUCAUGUAUGUAACGUGAUUGGAGCAGUUCUGCUGAUGGGACUUGAAAUAAAUGAAAAUUCAUAACCUGAA